AUGGCGACUUGUCGAAUCCGAGAAAAUUUGUCUGUAGAAGAAGUUUUAGAGCGGCUAGAUGCGAUGGACGCCGAUCCAUCGAUCGUUUAUGACUCGUCUGAGUCAGAGAUCGAAGAUGAGGAAGUUGUGGCCGUUUUUCCUGAGAAUUCAGUGGGAUUUGAGGAUAAUUCUGGCGACAGUCCUUCUUUAUCGGAUGAAGAAUGCGAGUCUUCGAGUGAAAGUGAGGUAGAUCGUCGCGAAUAUGUGAGAGAACAGCGACAAGACAGGUCUCGACAGCUUCGAGAAGCCAUUGGCAGAGCACGUGGUCGAAGAAGAGGCCAAGGAGCGGUGAGAGCCAGAGGGAGGAGAGGAGGAAACCGAGGAGCCAGAAUCCAAGAUGGCGGCCAACAAUAUGUUUGGUUAGAGGAAAACAGCAGGAAAAAUUUAAAACAGUUUACAAGUGCUGUUGGGCCAACAAGACGAGGUGAGAGGAGGCAGGCAAGUGCUCUUGAGUACUUUGAACUGUUUUUUGACCACCAUGUGUGGAAUUUGUUAUUGACAAUGACAAAUCUGAAUGCACAAAGGAAGAGGGCUGCUGGUACUGAUGGUGGGGCCUGGAAAGAUGUGACCCUGGAAGAACUGAAGGCAUUCUUUGGACUAAACAUUGCCAUGGGAAUUGUGAAAUUGCCUGAGGCUAAAAUGUACUGGCAGCAGAAAUGGCUUACUAAUGUUCCUGCCUUUGGUGAAGUCAUGCCCAGGAAUCGCUUCUUCCAGAUUUUGCGCUAUUUGCAUGUCUCUGAUGAUGCUGCUAUUGUUCCUGCUGGACAACCAGGAUACGAUAAGUUACACAAAAUAAAGCCACUAUUGGAACUGCUUUUUCCUAACUUUGAAAAAGCUUAUAAUCUCCAUAAGAACAUAUCUAUUGAUGAAUGUAUGAUUCCUUGGAGGGGGCGUUUGUCCUUCCGCCAGUUUAUUGCAAGUAAGCCAAUCCGUUUUGGCAUCAAAGUCUGGGUCUUGGCAGAUUCAGAAAGUAAAUAUAUUUAUAGGCAGCAAUUGUAUAUAGGGAGAAAUCCAGGGGAAAGGGCAGAGGCGGGACUAGCAACUAGGGUGGUAAAGGAAUUGUGCACUGGAUUGGAGGGUUUUGGCCAUCAUUUAUAUACUGAUAAUUUUUACACAAGCGUGGAUCUUUAUCAGUAUUUAUUUGAAAACAGUAUUUAUGCUUGUGGGACCAUCAAGGGAUCGAGGAAGAAUUUUCCCAAGGAAAUAUUAUUUGAAGGGACCAGGGGCUUGGCCAGGGGCACAUAUCAAUGGCGGAUGUGUGGUCCACUUCUUGCUGUUGGGUGGCUAGACAACAAAGCUGUUUACUUUUUGUCUACCAUUCACCCCCCUGAAUUUCCACGGCAGGCAAAUGCUGAGGCAAGGGUUGUUCGGCGAACAGGGGCGGGAGAGGGAGGGGAAAGUGGAGAUGUCCCUUGCCCACCCUUGUUGAAGGAUUAUAAUAAUUACAUGGGUGGGGUUGAUCAAGCUGAUCAAAUGCUAAGGUAUUACACUUGUAUCAGGAAAACAGUGAAGUGGUACCGUCGUGUUCUUUUCCAUGAGGUAGAGGUGGCCAUUCACAAUGCCUUUGUCAUUGAAUGCCAUGAAAGGGAGGGAACAAACAGACCUAGGAGGGUUGCUUUGGACUUCAGGUAUGAGUUGGCCGAGGGUCUGAUAGGGAAUUCCCGUACCCAACCAAAGACCCCAAAUGCGCCACGAAAUGAGGAGUUACGAAUCCAAAAUGUGGGUGCACAUAUGCCAGAAAUGCUUGCAACUAGGGGAAAUUGUGCUGUUUGCAGCAAAAAAAUAAGACUAUCUCAUAAAAAUGACUUCAAAGAUGUUCCCAAGGAUAGGUCACCCCCAGUUCCAUAUGUGCCACGCCCAAGCAUAUUUUGCAGGGUGUGUAAUGUUUUCCUGUGCAUCCAGAAGGAUCACAACUGUUGGGGUGAUUAUCAUUCUAAAGUAGAGUACUGGAGAUAG
Messenger RNA from Stylophora pistillata, 1995 nucleotides. RefSeq names its product piggyBac transposable element-derived protein 4-like. Lineage: Eukaryota; Metazoa; Cnidaria; Anthozoa; Scleractinia; Pocilloporidae. The record is from RefSeq and is a predicted model, not a curated record.